AUGUUGACUUUUGCCUUGGAGUACCGGAAAGGUCUUGACAUGAUGACGGACCAACGGAGACUGGGACUUGGUGAGUAUGAGUUGACACCACAUGAGUGGACACUUGUUAAGCAGUUGCGCGAUGUGCUCAAGAUCCUCAAGGAUGCCACAUUAUACUUUUCCCGUUCAACACCAAACCUGCCGAUGGUGAUCCCAGCCAUGGAUCACAUCGACAGUGUUUUUGCAAGCAGCAUGCUCAAGAUGCACCAGUUUGACCCUGCAAUUCGCGCGGGCCUUGGACUGGCAAAACGGACGCUCAAUCGAUACUACUCACUGACUGAUGCAUCGAAGGCUUACCGUAUUGCGAUGGUUCUCCAUCCCUCCCACAAGCUAGCCUAUUUCCGGGCUGCAGGAUGG
Messenger RNA from Suillus paluster, 396 nucleotides. RefSeq lists its product as uncharacterized. The record is from RefSeq and is a predicted model, not a curated record. The transcript is spliced from 3 exons. NCBI's taxonomy places the organism in Eukaryota, Fungi, Basidiomycota, Agaricomycetes, Boletales, Suillaceae. The annotation marks the transcript as partial.